Messenger RNA from Meloidogyne enterolobii, 393 nucleotides. The record is from the annotation of a GenBank genome assembly. Lineage: Eukaryota; Metazoa; Nematoda; Chromadorea; Rhabditida; Meloidogynidae.
AUGCGUCAACGUACUCGUGAAAUUGUUGAUUUGCAAUUAGAGAAAGACAAACUUCGUUAUAGUAAUAAAGAAAGGAUUCCUUCUUUAAAUGAAUGUUUUUCUCAUUUAAAUAUUUGUGCAAUUAAUCCAAAAGCUGGCAAAUGGAAUACUUCAGUUAAAACAACGGCAAAACCUUUACUUACUUCAAUUAUUCAAUAUAAUUUGGAUAUUUUUAAAAAUGUUGAAGAUAAACGGUCUGCUGAGGAAUGGUUUAAUUUUGCUGAGAAAAAGUGUGAAAAUGGAGAAUUUUGUUUAAAUCCGCUUAUUAGUGUCAGAGAGGUAAACAAAUAUUUUUUUGUAAUUUUUUGUUUCCAAAAUAGUUUUUAUAAAAAUAAUCCCUAUACUUUAAUUUAA